GUAACAAAUAUGGUUUAAAAAUUAAAAAGAAAAAUUAUUAGGUGGUUCGAUGGCGUUGUCGUUAAUUGAGAUAGAUUCGUUAUGAUUAGUAACCACCGUUGGAACACGUUUCAACACCUUACUCAACGAAUGAAUUAGUCAUCACCCUGUCAAUCCGAUUCCUAUGUUUGUUUUUCGUCUUCUUCUUGUUCUUCUUGGCUUUUCAUCAGUAGUUGCAGUGCUUCCAUUGCAAGAACUCACUCUUCCUGACUUCAAAAUCUAAUUCACUUUCACCAAUCACCUGCUCAUAUCACAGCUUCUCUUUCACUCUCAUCUCACAACCACCCUCUUUCUAGGGCAGCUUCUUCUUUUUCUUCUCAUUCUCUCCCCGUUUGGUUCCCCAGAAGAAAAACAAAAAAAACAAAAGAACUUGUGGAAACUAUCUUAGAAUUGACAAUUCUGAUUCUUUUCUUAGAAUUGAGAUUUAAUUUUAUUUAAUUACAGAAACCCUAAACCCAAUUCGCUUCCCUGGAUUCAAAUUUCCGCGAAAAAUGGCUUCUGCCCACGGAUUCGCUUCUCUUUCCAACUUGGGAUUGACGUAUUGUUCGUCCCGUCGGUAUCGUCUUCUUGUUCCUCAAUUUUAUAGGAAAUUUACUGCUGAUUCUUGUUCUAGGGUUUCAGUUACGGCUUGCAAUAGCCAAAACCCUAGUUUUGUUGUGGCUAAUCGGAGUAAAAUUCGAGAUUUUAGGUCUUUCAAGUCGGUUGAAUUGGAUAGGUUUUUAACUAGUGAUGAUGAGGAUGAAAUGAGUGAGGGGUUUUUUGAGGCAAUUGAGGAAUUAGAGCGGAUGACGAGGGAGCCCUCGGAUGUUCUCGAGGAAAUGAAUGACCGGCUCUCCGUUCGCGAAUUGCAACUUGUGUUGGUGUAUUUCUCUCAUGAGGGGAGAGACUCUUGGUGUGCAUUGGAGGUGUUUGAGUGGCUUCAGAAGGAGAAUCGAGUCGAUAAGGAAACAAUGGAGCUUAUGGUUUCUUUAAUGUGUGGGUGGGUUAAGAAAUUGAUUGAAGCCAAACAUGAUGUUGGGGAUGUGGUUGACCUUCUCGUGGAUAUGGAUUGUGUUGGGUUGAAACCAAAUUUUAGUAUGAUUGAGAAGGUGAUAUCUAUGUAUUGGGACGUGGGGGAGAAGGAGAGUGCUGUUUUGUUUGUGAAAGAGGUUUUGAGACGGGACAUUGCUUACUCAGAGGAUGGCGGGGAAGGGCAUAAGGGAGGCCCCACUGGGUAUCUUGCUUGGAAGAUGAUGGCGGAUGGUAAAUACCGGGAUGCAGUCAACUUUGUGAUUCACCUUAGAGAAUCUGGGUUGAAGCCAGAGGUCUACAGCUACCUAAUUGGUAUGACAGCCGUGGUGAAAGAGCUGAAUGAAUUCGCAAAAGUUUUACGCAAGUUAAAAGGUUUCAGCAAGGCUGGUUUAAUUGUCGAAUUAGAUUCAGAAAAUGUUGGUAUUGUUGAGGGGUAUCAGUCAGAUCUUCUAGCUGAUGGAGUACGCUUGUCCAAUUGGGCGAGUCGAGAGGGAGGGCCGUCACUUUAUGGGAUGGUUCAUGAGAGACUACUUGCCAUGUACGUUUGUGCUGGUCGUGGACUUGAGGCUGAAAGACAGCUGUGGGCAAUGAAGCUUGUGGGUAAGGAAGCUGAUGGAGAUCUCUACGACAUUGUUUUAGCGAUCUGUGCUUCCCAAAAGGAGCCCGGUUCAAUUGCACGAUUGCUGUCAAGAAUGGAGGUUACAAGUCCUAUGCGUAAGAAGAAAACCUUAUCGUGGUUGUUGAGAGGGUACAUCAAAGGCGGUCAUUUCGAUGAUGCUGCAGAUACAAUAAUUAAAAUGCUGGACUCUGGUUUAUAUCCAGAGUUUCUAGACAGGGCAGCUGUGAUGCAGGGACUAAGAAAAAGGAUUCAACAAUCGGGAAAUUUGGAAACUUAUCUCAAGCUGUGCAAGCGCCUCUCCAAUGAAAAUCUGUCUGGGCCUUGUCUCAUUUAUACAUACAUGAAGAAUUAUAAGCUGUGGAUAAUAAAAAUGCUUUGAUGAAUUGGACAAGAAGUUGUGAGGAUACUGAACCUUGUAUUGAGAAAGAGGUCCAGAUCUUACAAGCACAACUUCGUCUCUACAUAAACAUUUUUUAUAAAUAUGUAUAGUUUUGAGUGGCUCAGAGAGCAGUGCGAUGAUGGUGAGUGUUUUGCUCUCGAGUUCAAAUAGUUUGUGUAAAUGGUGGAUGCUGUAAACAUAAUCAAGAACUUGUAGCAAGAUGAUAUAGAAAGGCUGUAUAUGUAUGUUACAGGUAUGUUCUUAUGGUUUCCUUAUUCCAUUUCGCUUUGGAUUUCUUUCUU
Messenger RNA from Camellia sinensis, 2350 nucleotides. Its product is annotated as pentatricopeptide repeat-containing protein At2g30100, chloroplastic. NCBI's taxonomy places the organism in Eukaryota, Viridiplantae, Streptophyta, Magnoliopsida, Ericales, Theaceae. The record is from RefSeq and is a predicted model, not a curated record. Gene Ontology annotation, molecular function: protein binding.